ACUUGUUAGUGGUAGUAUUUGAUGGAUCUCUGUAUACAUUGCAAAUUUCCUAUUACAAAAAGUGUAGGCGCUACUUGAGAGUUGAGAGCAAUGAGUCAAUGACGGUGAAGUCCCCUUUCAAUUCCUUUUGACCCCCGCAUUGCGCUCGCUCUCUCUCUCUCUCUCUCUCUCUCUGCCCAUCAAAUCUGCAUUUUUCCUUUUCACCUCCUUUUCCAGCUAUAUAUUUGGAUCUUUCCUCUCUUACUUUUCUGCGCACGCAUUGUUUGCAAAAAUCACUCAAAACCCCAAGCCAAAGAGCUUUGAAUUGGGCGCACCUUUCUUGGUCUGCUUCUUAGAAUCAGAAUGCUAUAUAACUGCUCUACUCCUGUUUGGAAACGUUAAAGAGUUUUUAGAUUCACUUGUGAUUUUGUCCAUCUGGGUAUAUCAAAAAGGUUUUAGAAAUACUCACGUCAUGUAAUUUUGGGAUUCUUUCAAUGGCAAUGGCAAUAUUUGACGUUGAAGCCCAGUGGGUUCGUUAAAAAGAUGAUAUAUCUCUUCACUCUUUUUUAAGUGGUUUGACCCUUUUCCCUGAGAUCCUAUUAAAGAAGAAACAACUGCACCAGUGGUAACAGAGAGAGUAGUACUAUGGAAGAGACUUUUGUGCCUUUUCGUGGGAUCAAGAAUGAUCUUAACGGAAGGUUGUUGUGCUACAAACAAGAUUGGACUGGCGGCUUCAGAGCAGGCUUCAGGAUUUUGGCUCCUACAACUUAUAUAUUCUUUGCCUCUGCAAUCCCAGUUAUUUCAUUUGGGGAACAACUGGAUAGAAGUACUGAAGGAGUUUUGACUGCGGUUCAAACCUUAGCAUCCACUGCAAUUUGUGGGAUUAUACAUUCAAUCAUUGGAGGGCAACCUUUACUGAUUUUGGGAGUUGCAGAGCCCACGGUAAUUAUGUACACAUUCAUGUUUAACUUCGCGAAAGAGAGACCAGAGUUGGGUCGCAACCUGUUUCUUGCAUGGGCCGGAUGGGUGUGCGUGUGGACCGCAAUAUUGCUGGUCUUACUGUCUAUUUUAGGAGCUUGUUCCAUUAUCAACAGAUUUACUCGUCUGGCAGGAGAACUAUUUGGUUUGCUUAUUGCCAUGCUCUUCAUGCAGCAAGCAAUCACAGGACUUGUGGAUGAGUUUCGCAUACCCGAGCGAGAAAAUCCAAAACUAAGUGAGUUCUUGGCUUCGUGGAGGUUUGCAAAUGGGAUGUUCGCUUUGGUUCUGUCUUUCGGUCUUUUGCUAACUGGACUAAGAAGCCGUAAAGCAAGGUCGUGGCGCUAUGGGACUGGUUGGCUUAGAAGCCUCAUAGCAGACUAUGGUGUGCCACUCAUGGUUCUAGCCUGGACAGCCAUCUCCUACAUUCCAUCCGGAAGUGUUCCGAAAGGAAUCCCACGUCGCCUCUUCAGCCCAAAUCCCUGGUCUCCUGGUGCAUAUGAAAACUGGACAGUUAUUAAGGCAUGUAAUCAAGACAUGCUUAAUGUGCCCGUGCUGUACAUACUUGGAGCUUUUAUUCCGGCAACGAUGAUUGCAGUACUUUACUAUUUUGACCACAGUGUGGCGUCCCAACUUGCUCAGCAGAAGGAAUUCAAUCUGAGAAAACCACCUUCUUUCCAUUACGACUUACUCCUUUUGGGGUUCUUGACUUUGAUGUGUGGCCUGAUUGGAAUUCCUCCGUCUAAUGGUGUGAUCCCACAAUCCCCCAUGCAUACCAAAAGUCUGGCCACUCUUAAACACCAAUUGCUUCGGAAUCGACUGGUUGCUACAGCACGCAAAAGUAUGAGAAAGAACUCAAGCUUGGGGCAGUUGUAUGGGAAUAUGCAAGAAGCUUACCAACAAAUGCAGACCCCUCUCAUCUAUCAGGAGCCCUCAGCUCGAGGGUUGAAGGAACUAAAAGAAACGACAAUUGAAUUAGCUUCAAGCAUGGGGAACAUUGAUGCCCCAGUAGACGAGACAGUUUUCGACGUGGAUAAGGAGAUUGACGAUCUGCUGCCUGUUGAGGUCAAAGAACAGCGUCUCAGUAACUUGCUCCAAGCCACAAUGGUGGGAGCAUGUGUGGCUGCCAUGCCUUUCCUCAAGAUGAUUCCUACCUCAGUCCUUUGGGGUUACUUUGCCUUUAUGGCAAUAGAAAGUUUACCCGGUAAUCAGUUCUGGGAAAGGAUAUUAUUACUCUUUACAGCUCCAAGCAGAAGAUACAAAGUUCUGGAGGAGUACCAUGCCACUUUCGUAGAAACUGUUCCAUUCAAGUCAAUUGCCCUAUUUACACUAUUCCAAACCAUAUACUUGCUUAUUUGUUUUGGGAUUACAUGGAUACCAAUUGCUGGGGUUUUGUUCCCUCUAAUGAUCAUGCUUUUGGUUCCCGUAAGACAAUACAUUCUGCCCAAGUUUUUCAAAGGGGCACAUCUUCAGGAUUUAGAUGCAGCAGAGUUUGAAGAGGCACCAGCUUUACCAUUCAAUCUUGCAGCUGGGACAGAACUAGGGGCUACAGCUUCAUUUGCAGAGGAUGGAGAAAUUUUAGAUGAGAUGAUUACCCGAAGCCGAGGUGAGAUUAGGCGUAUAUGCAGUCCCAAGGUGACAAGCACCACUGGAACACCAGCAAAAGAUCACAGAAUCCCUCAUAGCCCUCAUUUGUCAGAGAAAGCAUAUAGCCCACGCGUAAGUGAACUGAGAGGGGAGCCAAGUCCUCUGUCUGGUGGAAGAGGCCCUAUUAGUCCAAGAGCUGGAGACCCAAGGCCAUCCAAAUUGGGAAUCAGUCCCCAUAACUCAACUUCUUCAAAAUAGGGAGAGAUAAUUAGCUUGCUUUAUAUCUAGUUGCAGUUGAGUUUCAGAUGGCUUGGACUAUGUUGUAACAUUAUUGAGUGUGGUUUUACCUUGUUUUGCUUUUGUUAUUGAUGUAAAAUCUCCCUUCUUUCUACUCUUAUAAAUGUAGUUUAUUGCCUUCUCAUAUCAAAAAAUACUAAUAAAAUGUUUCCUAUUAA
Rhododendron vialii is the source of this 2996-nucleotide messenger RNA. RefSeq names its product boron transporter 1-like. The transcript is spliced from 12 exons. Bases 625 to 2799 code for a protein of 724 amino acids. Gene Ontology annotation, molecular function: solute:inorganic anion antiporter activity. The record is from RefSeq and is a predicted model, not a curated record. Gene Ontology annotation, biological process: transmembrane transport; monoatomic ion homeostasis; monoatomic anion transport. Gene Ontology annotation, cellular component: plasma membrane. NCBI's taxonomy places the organism in Eukaryota, Viridiplantae, Streptophyta, Magnoliopsida, Ericales, Ericaceae.